Messenger RNA from Protopterus annectens (West African lungfish), 2042 nucleotides. It is a transcript of the gene PITX2, whose product is annotated as paired like homeodomain 2. The transcript has 5 exons. Gene Ontology annotation, cellular component: nucleus. Gene Ontology annotation, molecular function: DNA-binding transcription factor activity, RNA polymerase II-specific; RNA polymerase II cis-regulatory region sequence-specific DNA binding. Lineage: Eukaryota; Metazoa; Chordata; Ceratodontiformes; Protopteridae. Gene Ontology annotation, biological process: regulation of transcription by RNA polymerase II; anatomical structure morphogenesis. The record is from RefSeq and is a predicted model, not a curated record. The coding region runs from base 409 to 1389 and encodes 326 amino acids.
CACACACACUGUGACACACACAUUAGCAGUCAGAGUCCUUCUUUCACAGCUCUCCUUUGAGUACCGUGUAAUAACUCCUCCAGUACUGCCAUCUUACUGUAGUGGUGUUUUUCUCCCAUCAACUCCGCCCCUCCCUCCCUGGGCUCGUGGUUGCUCCUUACGUCACACAUUUCCCAGUGCAGCCAGGGGCCGAUAGUGAAGAAGCGGCUACGAUUCACAGCCCCUAAGUAAGAGGCUGUGCAGCUGUAACUUUAACCGGAGGAGCUCUUGCUUCAAUUUGUUGUCAAUUUUAUGUUACUUUAUCCUAACUGCCCAUGGGAUUGGUAAACUGCUACGAUUAAUAAGUGAAGAGAAAGUGGGACAACUCCAGCCAGUCGACUUGUGUGUUACCGAUAUUCGAUCAUUUCAAUGUUUUACAGAAAAGGGGUUAAACAAGAAAUGGAACCAAACUGCCGCAAACUUGUUUCGGCUUCUGUCCAGUUAGCGUGCCAGCAGCCUGUAGUGGAAUGUCUGUUUUCUAAAGAUCCUGAAAUUAAAAAAGUGGAACUUAAUCUAAGCGAUGCUAUGGAUUCCAGGAAAGAAAGCAAAUUGUUUCCUAAGCAGCAUCACGGAUCCAAUGACAAAGAGAAGAGUCAGACCAGUAAGAACGAAGACUCUGGGCAGGAUGACCCCUCAAAGAAGAAACGCCAGCGGCGCCAACGGACCCAUUUCACAAGCCAGCAGCUACAAGAACUUGAGGCUACUUUCCAGAGGAAUCGCUACCCCGACAUGUCCACCCGUGAGGAAAUCGCUGUUUGGACCAACCUCACAGAGGCUCGGGUGCGAGUUUGGUUCAAGAACCGUCGUGCCAAGUGGAGGAAACGAGAGAGGAACCAACAAGCUGAGCUGUGCAAGAAUGGCUUUGGUCCCCAGUUCAAUGGUCUCAUGCAGCCUUAUGAUGACAUGUACCCUAGCUACUCCUAUAACAACUGGGCAGCUAAAGGUCUAACCUCAGCCUCACUCUCCACAAAAAGCUUUCCUUUCUUCAACUCAAUGAACGUCAACCCUCUCUCCUCCCAGACAAUGUUCUCACCACCCAACUCUAUUUCCUCAAUGAGCAUGUCCUCUAGCAUGGUACCAUCUGCGGUGACUGGAGUGCCAGGUUCCAGCCUCAACAGCCUCAAUAACUUGAACAACCUGAGCAGCCCGUCGCUGAAUUCUGCUGUACCCACGUCUGCCUGCCCAUAUGGCCCGCCUACUCCUCCCUAUGUAUACAGGGACACUUGCAACUCUAGUCUGGCUAGCCUGAGACUCAAAGCCAAACAGCACUCCAGCUUUGGAUACGCCACUGUGCAGAAUCCAGCCUCCAAUUUGAGCGCUUGUCAGUACGCAGUAGAUAGGCCAGUCUGAGCUAUAACAUACAACAAAAACACACAACGAAUGGGUAAAACUAAAAGACUCAAGUAACACGAGGAAACUGGCACUAAAGACAUACACCACUAAAAAAGAAAAAAAUAUAUAGAAUACGGCUCUUUGUUGGGGAAAUGGGCCACGUGGUUUUUAGCACUGUUCUUGCAAAGUUUCCAGUAAUUCAAUGACUUGACGUAUUUGGAAAGAUUCGUCUGGAUGUGGCGUUUAAUGUUGCUUUUAAGCUUAUUAUUUUUUAAGUUUAGCAUUGUUGACAUUUAAAAAAAGAUUGAAAGGAUGUAUAUAUAUGGAAAUGUCAAAUUAAUUUUAUAAAACAGUUGCUAGAACUAUCACAGCAUCGUUUUAAAGAUUAAGCUUUAAAAUAAAGCAUGUCACAACUGAAGCGGUAAGGCUUUUUUUCUUAGAACAAUGGAAUGUACAUACUAAAUUUGGGACUGAUUGCUUCUAACAUCAUUAAGAAAAAAAGUAGUGUGAAUACGGAAUUUAGAGUAGCUUUUCUGGUAGAUGUCAGGGUGUUCCUGAAACCUGCCAUGUGAAUUAACCAUGUAUUUAAACAUUUAGAAUGGAGGCAUUGUUUUACUUUCAGCAAACAAAAGCACCGUGUUUCUGUCACGGGAGUAAACUUGUAUUUCAAA